Messenger RNA from Hyaena hyaena (striped hyena), 1568 nucleotides. RefSeq names its product vasoactive intestinal peptide (gene VIP). The transcript has 7 exons. Gene Ontology annotation, molecular function: neuropeptide hormone activity; peptide hormone receptor binding. The record is from RefSeq and is a predicted model, not a curated record. Gene Ontology annotation, biological process: regulation of sensory perception of pain; negative regulation of smooth muscle cell proliferation; positive regulation of penile erection. NCBI's taxonomy places the organism in Eukaryota, Metazoa, Chordata, Mammalia, Carnivora, Hyaenidae. Gene Ontology annotation, cellular component: perikaryon; neuron projection; extracellular region. Bases 172 to 684 code for a protein of 170 amino acids.
AGCAGUUGCCGGCAAUAAUAGCCAACCAGUACCAAGUUCUGGUUCAGCUCUGAAAACAGAGAACUGGUGGAGACUUGCUCAGUCUCAGAGGACUUCAGGACCUAAGACAGCUCCAACAAUCUCCUUCAAUAUAGAAAGCUCCCAAGGAACACUACUUGGUAAGGUACGAAGAUGGAAACCAGAAGUAAGUCCCAGGUCCUUGUGCUGCUCACAAUUGUCUGCAUGCUCUUCUCACAAACGCUGGCAUGGCCUCUUUUCGGAGCACCCUCUUCUCUGAGGUUAGAUGACAGAAUACCACUUGAAGGAGCAAAUGAACCUGAACACGUUUCUUUAAAAGUAGACACUGACAUCUUGCAAAGUGCAUUAGCUGAAAAUGACACACCGUAUUAUGAUGCAUCCAGAAAUGCCAGACAUGCUGAUGGAGUUUUCACCAGUGACUUUAGUAGACUCUUGGGUCAACUUUCUGCCAAAAAAUACCUUGAAUCCCUUAUUGGAAAACGGGUUGGCAACAGCAUCACAGAAGACCAGGGGCCAAUCAAACGCCACUCGGAUGCAGUCUUCACUGACAACUAUACCCGCCUUCGAAAACAAAUGGCUGUAAAGAAGUACCUGAACUCCAUUCUGAAUGGGAAGAGAAGCAGUGAGGGAGAAUCUCCUGACUUUCCUGAAGAGCUAGAAAAAUAAUAGAAAAGCCCUUGGAAGAAAGCUGUUGACAGCUUCCCAGUGAACUCGUGAAGGAAAACGAUAGACGAAGUAAUUAUAUUUUGAGUUCUACAUAAGUAAUUUAAGAACACGACUUCAGUAUCAAAACCAAAUAAAAUAUAUAGUGUCGUGAAUGUUGUGGUUUACUUUAUCCUGAUGUAAUAACUGUGAUGUUUACACUGUAAAUAUUAUUUGAGAGUUCUAAAAUCUGUCUUUAAUUCAUGAAAAUCCUGUAAUCUCAUAUGCUGUGUAUCCUUUCUAACCAAAAUAUGUUUAGUGAUAAGUAAAUAGUAGGUCAAUUCCUAUUAUGUGGAGCUUUGGAGGAGUGUAGUAAUAGAACACAAAUGAUGUGGGUAUUUAUAGGCCAUACUUAACUAUUCAGAAGCAUGGAGCACAUAAUCAGUGUGUCUAAAUUUGAACAUUAAGCAGCUAGAAUGCUGUGUUAAAUAAACUGCAAAAAGUCUACCAGAAAGCAAAUUGAAAGAUAAAAAGACAUUCUUCAAAAUAGACUUUCAGAAAAUGGUAUGUGUUUUUGCAUUUUUAGGCAAGUUUAUUUUGAAUGAGAUUUAAAAUCUCUCAAGUUCAGAUCUGUAAUUGCCGAAGGCUCUUUUCUGAUGUGGUGUUUCAGUGAAAAAGAAUGGCCUCUAUUUCUGACACUGGACCUUUCCUUUUUGCUUGUGUUAAGUAUGUGUCAAAUGUAAACUGAAUGGAACAUUGGUUUUCGGUAAUAAAUUUUUUUCCCAUAAUUACUCAAGUAAUGUUUUGGUCAUCAGCUUCCUUCAGUGAAAGUAUAUUUGGAGACCUGACUAUUUUUCCAACAUGUAGGAAAUUAAUAGAGAAAAUAAAGAACUUUGAUUAUCAUUGCA